Argentina anserina (silverweed cinquefoil) is the source of this 1293-nucleotide messenger RNA. Its product is annotated as ornithine decarboxylase-like. The record is from RefSeq and is a predicted model, not a curated record. Gene Ontology annotation, molecular function: ornithine decarboxylase activity. Gene Ontology annotation, cellular component: cytoplasm. The transcript has a single exon. NCBI's taxonomy places the organism in Eukaryota, Viridiplantae, Streptophyta, Magnoliopsida, Rosales, Rosaceae.
AGCAUGGAGUAGUGUAAUGUACAGAGAUCUGAAACCCUACUAAGUAAACAGGAUAAGGUCAUGACCAGUAAAGGGCUUAGUACUGAUGAGUAUCUCCUGGAGAAAAUCAUUUCGAUGAUUGAGAAUCAGAGAGGAGACGAAGCAUUUUACAUGCUGGAUCUAGGCGUCGUCAUCGACCUCAUGGACACCUGGAAACGUAACCUUCCGAUGGUCCAACCCUUCUACGCUGUUAAGUGCAAUCCACACCCGGAUCUCAUUAAUACCUUAGUGGCUCGAGGCUCCAAUUUUGACUGUGCAAGUCGGUCUGAAAUUGAGUCAAUUUUGGCUCUUGGAGUUUCACCGGAUCGCAUCAUAUAUGCUAAUCCUUGUAAAGCUAACUCUCACAUCAAGUACGCUGCCCAAGUUGGCGUCAAUGUAACCACUUUCGACUCAGUAGAUGAGAUUGAUAAGAUUCGCAAAUUUCACCCAAAAUGUUCUUUACUAAUUCGCAUCAAAGCUCCGGACGAGAGCGGGUGUAUGUGGCCAACGAGUUCCAAGUUUGGUGCUCUUCCUGAAGAAGUGACCCCGCUUCUUCAAUCCGCUCAAAUUGCAGGACUCAAAGUUUCUGGGGUGUCAUUUCACAUAGGAAGUAAGUCCCACAAUCCUCAAGCAUACAGACUAGCCAUAAAGGCAGCUAAGGCAGUUUUUCAGGAGGCCGUAAGGCUUUGCAUGCCUCCCAUGCAUGUGUUGAACAUUGGCGGUGGCUUUGUGUCUGAUACAUUGUGCUUUGAAGCUGCGGCAACUGCCGUGAAAGCAGCCGUCAUCAAGUAUUUCUCGGAGGAGGAGCAACGCAACUUAAAAGUGAUGGCUGAGCCAGGUCGGUUCUUUGCCGAGACGGCUUUCACGCUUGCAACCAACAUUAUAGGGAAGCGCGUGAGAGGGAAGGUAAGACAAUACUGGAUCAACGAAGGGUUUUAUGGUUCGAUAAUGCGUGCAGACCGAACGAGCCUAAUUGAAUCAUGCAUUUUCUUGAAAUGGAUAUCCAGUGACAUUAGUAACGACAAUGAGAAGAACUCAACCCUAAUUAUAUGUGGCAAAGGUAAUGGAGGGGUUGGAGGCGGUGCUCAAACUUACAGUUCGACUGUGUUUGGUCCAACGUGCGAUCCGGUCGAUAAAGUAUUGGACGAUCACCAACUACCUGAACUAGAUGUGAAUGAUUGGUUGGUGUUUCGCAACAUGGGAGCUUAUACGUCGUCGUGUAGCAACAACUUCAAUGGUUUUGGCUCCGCCAAGAUCACCUACAUCACGAACUGA